AUGGCAUUGUCUAUACCCAGCACCCUCACGAGACCUGUGGACAGAAGCUUUCCCAUUGACAGGCUUCCUAUAAGCCCCCCCACCAUAGGCCCUUAUUUCCCCUCAUUCUUGCCCCAUGGUCACUACCUGGGCAUCCUGGCAAACCCUCAUGACAUGUUCAAUCCUUUGAAGUCACUGGGCAGACUGGUCAGCAAAUCUUCACCAUUAGGAGCCUUCAAUUUCAGAGAGCUUCCCUCUGUCCUCACCCAGAGUUCUCCCCCCAGCCAGACCCCGUUCAGCCCUUUGCCCAAUCCAUAUACCAUCUUCAGUAAAGUGCAGCCUGGACUGAGCAGUAAGGAGGACCUGCAGACUAAUGGACAGCAAAGGGAACCCCGAAUCCCCUCCAGCACCCCGGAGAACCCUAGAGCACACGUAGCCAUCAAGAGGUGUAAGGGGGUCUCUCUGAGUAUGGCCAGUUUAGAGGGGGCACCAAGCAGGACCUACCAGUUCACAGAGGACGAUCUGCACACUGUGCUCUAUGGGUACACCUGUGGCACCGAGGCAAAACGUGCCCAACAUGCCAUCUCUGGGCUAAGGAUACCAGCCGGCUCUGCAGGGCUGGACCCCCAAAUAUUGGACAGGGAGACCCUCCAGCUGCCAGAAGGUUUAGCCAUCAUGAAGACCAAGUAUGGGGAUAGUCCCAAAUCAGGUGUCUUCAGCACCAACAUCAUCCCCAAAGGGCUGAAAUUCGGUCCGUUUCAGGGGAAAGUGGUCAAUACAAGUGAAAUAAAAACCUAUGAUGAUAACUCACUGAUGUGGGAGAUUUUUGAGGACGGGAGGCUCAGUCACUUCAUAGACGGCAAAGGGGCAUCUGGGCAUUGGAUGGCAUUGGUGAACUGUGCCCGCUUCCCAGAGGAGCAGAACCUGAUCGCAGUGCAGAGUGAGGGGGAGAUCUACUAUGAGACCUGUAAGGAGAUUCUACCCAACCACGAGCUGCUCGUCUGGUAUGGAGAUUGCUACCUCCAGUUCCUGGGCAUCCCUGUCAGUCUGAAGGGCAUGGAUGAGGGCAGAGCCUCUUUCCAGGAAACAGAAGAGUCUGGAGAUGGAUACAAGUGUGAGCGAUGUGGCAAAGUGUUUGCCUAUAGAUAUUACCGUGACAAACACCUUAAAUAUACCCGCUGUGUGGACCAGGGGGAUAGAAAGUUUCCCUGCCAUCUGUGUCAAAGGUCAUUUGAGAAGAGGGACAGACUGAGGAUUCACAUAUUACAUGUGCAUGAGAAGCACAGACCACACAAGUGCACAGUGUGUGGGAAAAGUUUCUCUCAGUCUUCCAGCCUGAACAAACACAUGAGAGUCCAUUCCGGGGAGAGACCUUAUAAAUGUGUCUACUGCAACAAGGCAUUUACAGCAUCCAGUAUCCUUCGCACUCAUAUCCGGCAACAUUCGGGUGAGAAGCCUUUCAAGUGCAAACACUGUGGCAAAGCCUUUGCCUCUCACGCUGCUCAUGACAGCCAUGUUCGCCGAACUCACAUUAAAGAGAAGGGAUACAGCUGUACACUGUGCGGACAGAACUUCGUAGAGUUGGAGGAGUUCCGAUAUCACAUGCAGAUCCACUCUGCUCUCUAA
Molecule: messenger RNA, 1605 nt
Organism: Nanorana parkeri
Lineage: Eukaryota; Metazoa; Chordata; Amphibia; Anura; Dicroglossidae
Gene: PRDM14
Product: PR/SET domain 14
Exons: 7
Coding region: 1-1605 (534 amino acids)
Biological process (GO): regulation of transcription by RNA polymerase II
Cellular component (GO): nucleus
Molecular function (GO): protein binding; RNA polymerase II transcription regulatory region sequence-specific DNA binding
Source: RefSeq, a predicted model, not a curated record